Molecule: messenger RNA, 3754 nt
Organism: Tyto alba (common barn owl)
Lineage: Eukaryota; Metazoa; Chordata; Aves; Strigiformes; Tytonidae
Gene: RNF208
Product: ring finger protein 208
Exons: 2
Coding region: 1465-2262 (265 amino acids)
Biological process (GO): protein ubiquitination
Molecular function (GO): ubiquitin protein ligase activity
Source: RefSeq, a predicted model, not a curated record
GGGGGGGUGUGCGGGGCGUCGGACACUGCGGCCGGCGGGCCCCGGCGCUGCUGAGCGAGAGAAAUGUGAGCCGGCUGCACCACUGCGGCGGCACUGCGGGCGGCCGCGGAGCCGGGGCGGGAGCGCGCAGGCAGCGCCCGCGCCCGCCGGGCCCCCCGGGACAGCGGGGACGGAUCCCGCCCGCCCGCCCGCCCGCCUGCACCUGCCGGGGGGAGCGGGGGGUGUCCGGGCCCCCCCCCCCCCCCCCCGCCCCCCAAGCCAGCCGGCCCGGGAGUGUUGCAUCAGCCCCGCGCGGAGCGGGGGCUCUGCGGCCGGAGGAGGCGGCGGGGGGAGCCGGGGGAGGGGGAGCGGAGCCGCGGGGCGGGCGGGAGGUGCCUCCCCCCCCCCCCCCCCCCCCAACACACGCACACCCGGCAGCUGGUCCCCGCGGAGCGGCCGGCGGGGGAGCCCGACGCCGCCAGCCCUGCCUUUGUGCCCGGUCCCCUCCCCGCGCCGCCGGGGAAGCUGCGGGAGGAGGCGGCGGAGCCCGGGGGAAGCGGAGCCGGGAGCCACGGCCCGGGCGGGAGCGGCGGCGGAGACCGGCCAGCAUCCUCGGGGAGCCGGCGCUUGGCACGGGCAGCGCCUGCAUCCCUCUGCCUUUCAGAUAACCUUUAGCCGCUUGGGCCUCCGAACCGGGGACGGAGCGGGGGUCUGGAGGCUCAGCUGGGGACACAGCCGCACCGGGAUCCCCCGUCCGGGGCACGGCGGGGCAAUGCAGCAAGCACGAAGCUGAGCUGGGGACAGAGGUGCCAGGGACGGAGGGGACAAGGCGCGUGGCAGCCCCGGCGUCAGCCAAGGUGAGCUGCCCUCCAGCACGGGAUGCUCCCUGAGCCCCUGCCCCGCGGGAGCUGCUGGUGACGGCAAGUGGGAGAGCUGGGAAGUCAGAGCAAAGGAAUUUGCAAACACAUUCUUCAGCGCCACGAGGAUCCCAGGGCGUGUAAACAGGAAUAAAGGCCGGGUGGAGGCAGGGGCCGGGGUGAGGCAGGGGCUGCCCGCCUGUGAGACCCCUCCUGGACUCACUUGCCCUGGGCAGCGCCCGGCGCUACGCUCCCCAGUUUACCGUUCCCGACGGCAACUGAUCCGGUGUGGGAAGUGCCAGCGAAGGCAAGAGGGGGGCUGCCAAGUGACAGCCAACGUCACGUUAACGUCCCGGUGAGGUGCUGCGGGAAGCCGACGCUUUGAUCACCCGCCCAAGAGGAUCCUCCAAGGCAGGCAGGAUGCCGCUGUGAGCCCUGCCUUCCCUUGCCUGUGCUGGCCUUGCGCCCGGCACCCUUGGGGCUGGAAAGAGAAGAGAGGCACGGGGCUCGCUGGCACUGCCCCGUCACCCCAGGAUGCUCUCCCGCACCAGUGGCUGCUCCCUGUGCUCCUGCUCCACGGCCAGACCAAGAUUGAAAGCUCAGCCGGCUGCUGGCAUGUUUUAGCCUCAUGCAGGCGUCCCUUGGAGACCCCAGAGCAGUGGACAGUAAUGUGAAAACAAUACUCAUGUCGUGUUUGAAAGGGCAACAGGUCAUCAUUAAGAUGGAGGCGAUGAAGAUCAUCCACCCGGAGAAGUUUUCGGAGCUGCAGGCCUCGCAGCCGCGCUACGCGCCAGCCCCACGCCGCGAGCCGCCUCUUGUGGCCAAGCGCGCGUGGCCCUCCGAGUCUGAGAUCAUUGUCAACCAGGCGUGCGGGGACAUCCCCGCUUUGGAUGCCACCCCCGGCCCGCUGCAGCUCCCCCGGACUCCCCCCCUGCCGCGGCGGGAGCGCGGGUACCAGAGCCAGCGGAAGGGCAGCUCCGAGGUCUGCUACCACCGGCAGCCGCCGUCGGACGAGGUGAUCGUCAACCAGUAUGUGCUGCACCCCUCGACGCCCUGCGAACCCCUCGAGUGCCCCACCUGUGGCCACAUGUACAACUUCACCAACAAGCGGCCCCGCAUCCUCUCCUGCCUGCACUCGGUGUGCGAGGAGUGCCUGCAGAUCCUCUACGAGUCCUGCCCCAAGUACAAGUUCAUCUCCUGCCCCACCUGCAAGCGGGAGACCGUCCUCUUCACCGACUACGGGCUGGCGGCGCUGGCCGUCAACACCAGUAUCCUCAACAGACUGCCGGCCGAGGCCCUGGCCGCCAACCCCGUCCAGUGGAGCAGCGACACCGACCGCAGCUGCUACCAGACCUUUCGCCAGUACUGCGGGGCUGCCUGCACCUGCCACAUCCGAAACCCACUGUCUUCCUGCACCAUCAUGUGAGCCCCGCGCCCCUGCCCACAGCUCCCAGCAGCGGGGUGGGAGAGGAUGCCGCAGCGCCGCGGCUGGUCCCCAGUCCCUCCUUUGCCGGUGGCACAGCCCGGGGAUGCUCUGAUGCUCACCGUGGCCAAAGACGUGGGACCAGCGUCCUCGCCAGCACUGGCCGGGGGUGAUGGGCAUGCUGGGACCUGGCGACAGCCCCCUGCGCCCCGGUGGCACCCAGGGAGAGGGACCCUGGGAUGGGGAGCACAUCUACCAGCGCGUCCAGGGGCUCCGGCUCCCCCCGGUCCUGCAGCGGGUGCCCCCGCUGUGCAUCGAGCAUCUCACCACGCUCCUUCCCCGGGCGCCUUCUCCCUCCUCUCUCCCCGCGGCUCCUGAGAGUGGAUGCUGGAGCGACACCCUCCCCAUCACCCCACAGCCACUGGCAGCAGCACGAGGAUCCCUGGAAGUGCGCAGUGCCACACUGGGUCACCCACCCGGCACGGAAGGCGAGGACAGGUCCCCAGCUGCACCCUCCCCCCUUCUCUGUAAGUUAUUUGCCAAAGCUUUCAUCUCAGUGGCCAAGCCGCCCUGCGCCCGAGUCAUUGUAGCCAUGCCAAGCCACUGCACCGGCCUCUCGGUUGCGAGCAGACACGCGGCCCGUUUCCUCCACAGGCCCUUGAGGAAAGCUCCACUUUAUCCUCGUUUUGGAGGAUUCUUGUUUUUUCCCUGUCCAUCCCCGGCCGCCCCAUCCUAGGCCACUACGUGUUCACACAGGCAUUGAGCUGUGCCCGUUCUCUGCUGCCUCGCCCAGGGCCCUGCACCGGUGCCCUGUGGGAUGGCUUGGGAGGUGGCGCAGGGUCUGGUACCCCAAAUUGCCAGCUCCAGCAAGGAGAUUUGGCUGGGCAGGGGGACAGAGGUCUGGCUUCAGCCCGCUGUCCCUUCCCCGGAGUAGCACCUCUGCUCUGACCCCUGUGCGGAGGGGCUGGCAGGGCAGCAGCUCCCUGUGCACAGUCUUGCUUUCUUCUCCAGGGUACCUGGAGGGGUAAGUUUGCUGCCAAAAAAGCAAAAAAAAUAUAAACCUAAAAAAAAAUAAAGAAAAAGCCAUAAUUUGUGGGUGCUCCCACGGGGCUGACAACCACAACACGGAGUGGCCGUGGCACCAGGGGCACAUGCUGCCCGGUCCCAGGGCACGGGGGCUGGGCGAGCCAGAGGGGCCCUGCAGAGCCCCACACCCUGGAGGAAAGAGCAGCCCCCGGCGCUGGGUGAAGCCCGGCAUCCCCCCAGGAAGAGGGGCCCAACCGUCCCCCCCCGCCUGCCUCGCGGGAGCGGGCGACGCCGCCGGCGCAGCCCCAGGUACCACCCCGCUGCCAGCAGAGAACGGGGGCUGAUACUGUCUCUGUGUUGCUCUGCCAAUGCCUCCCGCUGCUGGUUGUGACGAUGAUCAUGUUUUAUACCCGGCCUUGUUCUAACCCCCAUCAGUCUCCCCAAUAAAGAUUAUAUUGGAACGAGUGCU